AGUGGAGUUUGCACACUUUCAAAGUGGUCGCUACAGUUGUUUCCUAUAGAUGUUAUUAACAAGUGUACGUUGUGGACGUUUUAUCCCAUGGAAAAAAGUACCUGGUAGUUUAUGGAGUGGUAAAGAACGCAAAAUUCCGCGUUUAACUAAUGCACGUAAAGAAGCCUUUUUAAAUGAACUUUUAAUAUCACAACAAAAUCAUAAAUAUUUGGAAAAACCAUAUUUCAGCGAAGAGGUAGAAGCUGCUACAUUAGCUGAAGAGCGGAAACGUGAACUACAAAUGGAAGAUAAAAUAUUCUAUGAUCGUUAUGCACAACAAUUUAAUAGACGUUUUCCAACACGUCAAAUUGAAAACUUUUGGGAUAAGUUAUUAGUUACCAAGCGUUUCGAUGUUUAAAUGGUCACGUCGCAUCACACCACAUCUCAGCAUCAAUUGAACUGGCUAGCUAACUAACCAACUGCCUAAAUACCGGAAAAAAUCUAACAUUUGUACAGCUUUUUUGUAUGUUGAAGGCCUUUAUCAUUACCUUCCCUUUUUUCAGUAGAUCGAUUUCAAAUACAUAUAAUUUUCGA
Messenger RNA from Trichobilharzia szidati, 573 nucleotides. The record is from the annotation of a GenBank genome assembly. Lineage: Eukaryota; Metazoa; Platyhelminthes; Trematoda; Strigeidida; Schistosomatidae.